Gamsiella multidivaricata is the source of this 843-nucleotide messenger RNA. RefSeq lists its product as uncharacterized. Lineage: Eukaryota; Fungi; Mortierellomycota; Mortierellomycetes; Mortierellales; Mortierellaceae. The record is from RefSeq and is a predicted model, not a curated record. The transcript is spliced from 3 exons. Bases 473 to 748 code for a protein of 91 amino acids.
UCCCUUCUGCACUAUUCACUCUCUUCUGCACUCUUCACUAUCUUGCGCGCAGCGGACAAGAUCACCACAAGCAGCACUUCUCUCAUCUCUACUCCCACAACAAACCCUCACAAGGUAGGCAAGACGCGUCCACUCUACCUUCCCUUGCACACAACCCACUCCCCUCUCACUUGUUGAGCUUUGUCAUUAAGGCGGGGGACCCCAGAGCACCUUUAUUCCACCCCUUUUCACGUGUAUACGUGGGUGUGCUUUAUAAAUGCAUAGAGUAUGGCAGCUAGUAUCAGUGCCAUUUCGUGUGUGUCGGCUUGAAGAAGAUUUGUUGCAGCACAACGGCAGCCAGGCGCAGUGCGACGGGUCCUACCACUGAACUACAUGUGGAUUCCUCACGCUGUGGAGGAUGAAGCAUUAGGCAUGUCGCACAUCAUUUAAUGUGUGCGGGGUGAGGGUAGGGCCUUAGAGCCACGAUCCAACAAUGACCCCCCGAGUGCUCCAUUUAGUGACACAACGACACACGCCCACUCUGGUAAUGCACUACCCCUUGUUGCUUCAUGUACAGCAUGCAAGCGCACCACUCCUUCUGCUCAUGAGUAUAGUGUGCUGGGGUCUUCUUUUGAGCCCAUACGGCGCAGCACACUGGCGAGCGGCAUCCUAUAUUUGCACAAUUUUCUACACUGUUGUUCUUCUUUCCGUUCCCACAUCAUGUUCUUGUGUGCUCCUUGAGCGCCAAGAUGGAAAUACGGAUGUUUGAAACCGGAUGGGUAGCUCGCUGUCCUUUUCUAUGUAGUUUGUUUCUCGUUUCUUUCUGUUCUGCUGAUUCUCAGUUCCCCAAGGCAAAACAAGAGG